Branchiostoma belcheri (Belcher's lancelet) is the source of this 3192-nucleotide messenger RNA. RefSeq lists its product as uncharacterized. NCBI's taxonomy places the organism in Eukaryota, Metazoa, Chordata, Leptocardii, Amphioxiformes, Branchiostomatidae. The transcript has 14 exons. The record is from RefSeq and is a predicted model, not a curated record. The coding region runs from base 426 to 2132 and encodes 568 amino acids.
GCAUAUACGGUUGUAUCGUAGGCGGUCGUUAUUGAGGGCAUGAUGGCAGAUCAAGUUGUUUGGAGUUUUCCUGACCGUCGGAGGACUUUACGUUCGGACACCGCGAGUUUUCAACAAGUCAGAGGCCUUACCCGCUAGGGCGGGAGGGUAGAGUGGCGGUGGGGUUUGUUCUGCAUCUGCAAGAAUAAACUGAUUGUCCACUGUUGAAGUCUGCAACCGUGUUGAUCAAGCCGCUUUUCCCCGGAGGAAUUAUUCGACAUCAAAGGAGAUAUGGAAGUAACAGAGCGGGAAAUUGACAGAGAGGACAGUUCUUCCCUGCUAUUAUUAGACUUACCGCGGUGAUAACACAGUUUACUGGCAGAGAGAGUCUGUGGGAGAGAUAGAAGAGCUCAGGAAAAAUAACCUCUCCAUCCAAGCAGUCCAGCAUGGAGCACUUCACCGUACCACCGGGACUUGGCGGUUUAACCAAGAAAACUUCUGGACGGAAUAUGACAGGGAUAUAUCUUGGAAUGGAUGGUAAAUCUUCCCCUCCCCAGGAAGGAGGAGGCCAGCCCCGCCAUUCCAUCCCACCCCUGGCCAGAGGCAGGGGAAUCAGGGUUAAAACCCCCGUGGAACACCAGAGAUAUAAAAAGGUUGAGAUGUUCCGAGCUCGAGAGGAGAGUCGUGGAUUUCCAGCCAAACAACCCAUCAAGAGAGCCAAAUACAGCCGCCGGCCCCGACAGACAGAUGAGACAUCGUACUCUGGAUCCGGCCGACCUGUCUCACCCAGUGAAUUUAAGAACAUCACAAAAAAAACGUGGCGAAAUUACACGCAGAUUCUCAACAAUGGCAUGCAGCGGUUAGAAUACCUGAACCUGGAUGUCAACAACCCCAACAAGAUCCACGCCGAGCCACGGGUUGUGAGAAGAGAGCCGCCAACACAGCCCAGUACUCCUGCUGAAGAACAUGUGUCCGAGGAUCACCUGUAUGACGAGAUACGGAGAGUAGUCACACUGUCUGACUAUCAGAGUAACCCACAAGCCUUGCAUGGUCUGCUGCCCCAUCGGCGGGCUCACACCCACCACGGCACCAGGAGACCCAGGUUCCUCACCACCCCACUCACCAUCAAGAGUUUGAGAAAUCCAGAGAGACCGACUGAAAUUGUGCAGUUUGCAGAGGUGGACAGACCCAGGUCGACCCCUAACCCCCGACCUCUGCUCCCUACACCUUACUUCUACAGUGUCACCACCAAGCCUAAGGCACGGUCCUCGCUGGGGCCCAGGAAACUCGGACAGCCAGAGGAGAAAAGAUCCAUGAUCCCUGUGUUCUUGGGACCAGAGACUUUCAGACAGUACUCAGCAUCCUCCUCGCCUCCUCAUGACAAUCCGGGGACCCUCCAGGGUACCAACAAGUGGAUCCCAGGUCUGCCUGGCUCUGGGCUGCCUGGACCUGCACCGGGAAGUGCCAACGGUACAGGCACCAGCUUCCUGCACAGGCACAUGGGCAGGAGGGGCUCAGGGGGCAUCCUGGACGGCAGGAAGACAAACACUCCAGUGAGUCAACUUCUAGAGGGACCAGAACCACAGCUGGACCCAGCAGCUAUAAACGAGAGUGGCGCUGCCAUGACAGAAGAUGUGGUCGUCUCCCUCCCCUCGGUCAUUCCCGAGGGGACCAGUGAACCCUCAGAAGCAGCCGCACAGGGAAAUGGAAAAGAAGAGUCUAAGGACACCGCGCCUUGUGAAACAGACACUGGGAAACAAACCACCGACCAGGUGGGGGAGAACACAAACUCAGGAGAAAGUGUGCCAAAUGGUGACGCGAAACCUGAACGGGAGAUCCCCAUCCAUGACAACUGGGAAUGUGCAGCCGACAAUCAGGGCCAGGGGGACUGUGGAAUGAAUGAAGAAGAGAAUGAAAAAGAGGAUGACAGCACUCCUGGCCUUAACGUUGUCAUAGACAUUCACGUGGAGAAGGCACCGGAAGAAGCAAGACAAUCUGCCGACGACACCCCACCCCACAUGGAUCCUGGUUUUUCUGCAACCCAAAUGGCGGAGGCGGCUCGUAGACGUGCAGAACUGGCUCAGCUAUUGGCUGAACACGCUCAGCUGGUACAUACCAUCAACCUGGCAGAGGGGAGUGUGGCUAACAGAUGAGGCUUCUGUGUGAACAUUUUAUACUGGAGAGGAGCUGAGGAUGAAAUACUGUUACAGUAGCUGGUCUUGUUUUCUCCUUAAAGUUGCAUUAUGUAACAUUAUGACGAUACAAAAAAAAUGACAAUCACAAUUCUCUCUUAAUACAAUUUGAGUUGAAACAGCCCUAUUGCAUUGCAAGUAAGUGUCAUUCAGGUAGUGGAGGUGCCAAAAUAUUACACCAUACAAGUGUGUUCAAAAGCUGAAAACACAGCUGCAGGCCUCAAAAUUAACUUUUCUUACUAUUGUCCCAGCACUGUCCCAAAAAUACAUUUCAAUUGUCCCAACCUAUUUUUUGGGUAUGACUUCAACUUGAAGGCAAUUUUAUUUUGCUUAUGUUCACUCCCAGGCGUACUAUAAUAAUUGCAGUGUAGGCACAGGAAAUUCAGGGGGACUUUUCCGGAUCCAAAAACUAGGAUGUGUGCCUGAUAAACAAAAGGAGGGCUGAAAUUCUGAUGUUGCUUAUUUUUCUAUUGUCCAAAAAAUGUCCCAUAGUGUCUUUUUAGUUGUCUUAGCCUAAAUUCUAGUGGUCAGUGGCCACUGGACCACCUUUAAUUUCAAGCCCUGCAGCUGUCACAGCUGAUGUCUGUUUACAUUCUGGUAGUUUGUGGUGGUGCCUCAUGUGGGCUGUUUUAUUCCCAACCAUAAAUGUCAGAAAUGUGAAAUAAUACCACAAAUGUUUGGAAAAGUGGAAGCAAAUGACAAUCACAUUAAGAUUUUUUUUCAGUUGAAUCAAUUUUUGGUGCAGAAUGUUACAUAAUGCAUCUUUCAUGUAGUUGGUCUUGUUUUCUGUUUAAAUAGCCAUAGCACCUCAGCAUGCCCUUUUCUGGAAUUCAUAAUCAUAAUCAGUGAAUUUUGCAGCCUUUUUAUUCAUUGUUGCCAUAAAAAAAUAUGCGAAUAUCAUUCAUUAUUCAACAGGCAGAUGUGUUUGCAGAACAGUUCACCUAAGGCCACACCAAUUUAAUUUGUUGGUUCACAGAUUUGUCCACUUCAUUUUUGUUCUGAUUUGCCAAAAAAAGCAACA